Messenger RNA from Neopelma chrysocephalum (saffron-crested tyrant-manakin), 6419 nucleotides. It is a transcript of the gene MCM3AP, whose product is annotated as minichromosome maintenance complex component 3 associated protein. The transcript has 28 exons. The record is from RefSeq and is a predicted model, not a curated record. Gene Ontology annotation, cellular component: cytoplasm; nucleus; transcription export complex 2. Bases 13 to 5589 code for a protein of 1858 amino acids. Gene Ontology annotation, molecular function: nucleic acid binding. Gene Ontology annotation, biological process: mRNA export from nucleus. Lineage: Eukaryota; Metazoa; Chordata; Aves; Passeriformes; Pipridae.
CCCGUCCUAGGCAUGCGCGGCCCGCCCCGCCCCGCUCGCCCCGCCCGCCCCCCGCUGUUCUGGCGGCCUGCGGCAGCGGCGUUCAUCAUGUCUUCGAGGGGCCCGUUCCGCGGCCCCCCCUCCUUCCCGCCGCCGCUGCUGCGCUUCGGCCAAUCCGCCGUGUUCGGCCAGGGCGGCGGCGGCGGCCCCGCCGGCCUCCCCUUCGGCCCCGGGCCCGCCGCUUCCUUUGGGCCACCCUACGCGCUGGGCCCGGCGCCGGCCCCGGCGGGGAACGCGGAGUUCAGCUUUAGGCCGCCUACCAGCCUGGGCGGCUUCCCGGGCCCGGGUGAGGCGCCGGGUGGCGGUGGCGGGGCCUUCGCGGCGCCCGAGUUCCGCUUCAAGGCGCCCGAGAGCGCCGCCGCCGCCCCCUUCAAGCCGGUGCCGGGCGGCGAGGCGGAGAAGGGCCCGGCCGCUCCCGCCGCCUUCGCCUUCUCGGCUCCCUUCGGCUUCGCGCCCGAGCCGGGCCCCGAGGCUGCGGUGGCGCGGGAGCCCUUCUCGUUCUUGCGGCCCGCCGCCGCGCUGGGCCGGCCGGAGGACAGGGGCCCACGGACGCUGCCGGAGGAGCCGGGGGAGCCGGCGCCCAAGGGGCUGAAGCGGAAGGAGGAGCGGGAGCGCUCCCCGCGGCGGGCGGCGGCGGGCGGGCGGGCGGCGGCGGCGCCGCCGGAGAAGCGGCCGGUGGUGCUGAGCCGGUCCCGCGGCGGGGCCCUGUUCGGCCGCACGCUGGAGGAGAUGCUGCGCAGCCAGGCCCGCGAGCACCGCGAGCGCGGGGACGGCGCGGAGCCCGAGCGCGGAGCCGCCGAGGAGCCGCCGCCGGCCGAGGCCCGGGAGCUCCCCCGGGAAGAUGCGGCCCCCGCCACCCCCGCCCGACGGACCCGCGGCAGCGAGAGCACGGAGGGGCUGGGGGGCCUGCCUGCCGCCGAGCUGACGGCCAUCCAGUGCAAGAACGUCCCUGAUUACCUCAACGACAGGACCGUGCUGGAGAAGCACUUUGGCCAGUUCGUAAAAAUCCGACGGGUCCUGACCAGACGUAAUAAGAAAAUGGCCAUUCUUCACUUUUUUGAUCACGCCUCUGCAGCUCUUGCAAGGAAAAAAGCGAAAGAGUUACACAAAGACAUAGUAACAUUUUGGCAAAAGAAGAAGACUAGUCCAGCAAAAAGAGAAUUUUCAUCCAAAGAGAAGAAAGCAGGGGAAGAUGAAGGAAGACAAAGCAGUGAAGAGCAAAGCUAUCAGCAUUCCCCGCUUCGAAAACCUUUAAUAAGAUCCUCUGCCAGCAGUGUCAUGCCUGGGAGAAGUUCUCCAGCAAAGAAGCCUGGUCUUCGAAAGGCGCUGCAGUUUGAAGCAGAUCUGUUUGAUUCUACUUCUGAAGGGCAGGGCUCAGAGGGCUUGGGAGCUUCACUGUCAUCCCUUGGUAACCUGGUGGGAUUAGUGGCAGAGACAUCUGAAGAAAGAUACCGGCUUUUGGACCAAAGGGACAAAAUCAUGCGGCAAGCUCGAAUAAAAAGGACUGAUCUUGACAAAGCAAAAACCGUUGUUGGCACUUGCCCAGACAUGUGUCCUGAAAAGGAGCGUUACAUGAGGGAGACAAGAAACCAGCUCAGCAUCUUUGAAUUGCUUCUAGGAUCUGACAAGGUAGAUCAUGCGGCAGCAAUCAAGGAAUAUAGCAGGUCUUCGGCAGAUCAGGAGGAACCUUUGCCCCAUGAAUUGAGACCCUCUGAGGUGUUGAGUAUGACCAUGGACUAUUUAGUGACAAACAUUAUGGAUCAAGGAGAAGGAAACUACCGAGAGUGGUAUGACUUUGUGUGGAACAGAACUCGUGGAAUAAGAAAGGAUAUAACCCAGCAACAUCUCUGCAACCCGCUGAUGGUGUCUCUGAUUGAGAAGUGCACUCGCUUUCACAUCCACUGUGCUCACCACUUGUGUGAAGAGCCCAUGUCUUCCUUUGAUGCCAAAAUCAACAAUGAGAACAUGACUAAAUGCCUGCAGAGCUUGAAGGAGAUGUAUCAGGACCUGGCUAACAAGGGAAUUUACUGCAAGAGUGAAGCAGAGUUCCGAGGCUAUAAUGUCUUGCUGAAUCUCAACAAGGGGGAUAUUCUCAGAGAAGUUCAGCAGUUUCAUCCAGAGGUUAGAAACUCGCCUGAAGUUAGAUUUGCAGUUCAAGCUUUUGCUGCAUUAAACAGCAACAACUUUGUGAGGUUUUUCAAGCUUGUGCAAACAGCUUCCUAUCUGAAUGCCUGUCUCUUACAUGGUUAUUUCAACCAGAUUCGUAAAGAUGGUCUCAAAUCCCUCAAUAUUGCCUACACUGUGAGCACCCAAAGAUGUACAGCGUUUCCCUUGGACCACCUGGUCCGCAUGCUGCUGUUCAAAGAUUGUGAGGAGGCAUCUGAUUUCAUAAGUUAUUAUGGCCUGAGCGUAUCAGAUGGGGGUUACGUGGAGCUGAAUCGCUCCGCUUUCCUUGAGCCCGACGGGUUACCCAAACCUCGGAAGUCUGUAUUUGUGAGCCAGAAGCUCACUGUCUCAGUUGGGGAGGUUGUGAACGGGGGUCCUUUGCCCCCAGUGCCCCACCACGUGCCUGUGUCCAGCUUCAACGGACAGAACAAGUACAUCGGUGGAAGCACCUCUGUGGAUCAAGCUGGUAGUAGCCAAAAACCCAGCAUGGAAACAACAGAAGGAAGAGUGGAAAGCAGAGGUGUGGAUUUAGAGGCUGCAGCAGUAAGAAUCCAGCCCCAGGCUCAUCUUCUGCCCUCAUUGUUGCCUCGUCAGCUUGUGCCAGGGCUGCCUCCUGCACAGCCCAUCUCCCAAGCUGCUGCUCAACCCGAGCUUCUCCCUUCAAAGCCUCAGCCUGGCUACACAGACACGGACAUCGCCGAAGUGGUGGACGGGCUGGUGCACGACGUCCUCAAAGGAGAGUGCAGAGAAGUGGGCAGAGCAGGAGCAGCUUACGUGGCCACUGCCAUCUGCACCUCGGAGGCCACUGUGGAGGAACUUGUGACUGAAGUGACAGGGGAGAUCCUCAGACAAGUGGCAGGAAGCGUGCUUAGUGUGGAGAGGCAGCGUGUCCAGGAGGAACGGCGCAGAGUGGAGGAAGAGAGGCAAAAGCAGGAAAGAGAACAGUUAAUAAAGCAGUUGAGCCAGUUGCUGGGUAUGGAAUUAAUGGAAGAAGUAAUAAAGGAGAGUGUUGAAGAAGCUUCAACCAAUGAGUUAAGAUGUGCCUUAGAAAGAGACCGGCAAGCCCGUAUUGCCCGGUGCUCAGAGGAGGUGUGUGGUCACUUCAUGGAGCUCUCUCUGGAGGAUGAGAUUUUCCAGAUUGCCAAGGAAACCCUUCAGGAGCUCCAGUGUUUCUGCAAGUACUUAAAACGGUGGAGGGAAGCAGUGGCAGCUCGAACAAAGUUGAAACGUCAAAUGAGGGCAUUUCCAGCUGCUCCCUGUGGUAUGGAUUCAAAACAUCAACUGAAAGCACUGUCUCCCAGUGCAGAGUGGCCUAUAGCCAUGGAGAACUUGUGCAAGAGAUUUGUAAACCUGGGGAAUGGAGGAAAGCUGGGAAUCUCUUGCACAAGAUUGAACUGGCUGAGAAACAAGACAGUGCAUGAAAUGAAAGUUCAGCACUUCUUCCAGCAGUUGGUAAGUGGUUUAGCUUGGACUCCCCUGGAUCUCGUCUCACUGAUCACUGAACAUAUUCCAGUUCAACAAGAACAUGUUUUUUGGAAGGUGCUCUUGGUUUUGCCAAGUGAUGAUGAAUAUGCCAAGGACGAUCCCAACAGGAUACUGAUGGAUUGGUUGAAAGCCAAGUUUAUGGGAGACAAAACGUGUAAGAAAAACACUUCACAUCCAGAAGGCAGAAUUCAAACACUGACAUUAUUUAGCUCUCCUGGCAUGCAGGGGAACAGAAGCAUUGAAGUCAGUGUGUGUAUUAAGGUGGCACAGGGUGCGCUCUCUGACUCGGAGCUUGACAUGGCCGAGACACAAAAAGACUUGCUUGGGACCAGUGGCCUCGUUCUUCUUCUGCCCUCCCGAGUUAAGAGUGAAGAUGUUGCAGAAGAUGAUGUAUAUUGGCUUUCAGCUUUGCUGCAGCUGAAACAGUUGCUUCAGGCCAAACCUUUCCACCCCGUAGUUCCUUUGGUGGUUUUAGUCCCCAGUCAGGAAGAGGAGGCCACGGAGAAAGAAGUAGAAGAUGGUUUGAUGCUGCAGGACUUGAUUUCAGCCCAGCUGAUUUCAGACUACACCAUUGUGGAGCUUCCAGUUUCUGUCAGUGACUUAGAAGGCACAAGAAGGAUCUCUGUGGCUGUGGGCUGGCUGGUUUCCCGGUGUCCUGACUCCCUCGAGCUCUGCAGUAAGACCCUUCAAGAGUACAUUGAGGAUGGGGUUGAUGGUGAAUUUGGCAAGCGCUUCUACCACGACUGGAAGGAGAGGCGUUUGGCUGGCCUGCCAUCCCAGGAGCCUGGGGUCAUCAUAGAGCUCUACAACAGUGUGCUGCAGUUUCUGUCAGAUGUGGCAUCCUCGGAGCACCUUUGUGACUUCUCUUGGCCUGUGACAGAGUUUUCAGAACCUGGGGGUAACAAGCUUUUGCCCCACCUGCAGUGGAACAUGCCGGAUCACCUGGCCUGGCUGAAGAAGGCUGUGCUGUCCUUCCAGAUCCCAUACCUAGAUCUGCCUCCGUUAGGUGCUCCUUGGCGUCCCGUUUGCCACAUGAUUUUUCAGUAUGUCUCCCAGAUUGCAAGUUCUUCCCACACUCAACCACUGAUCCAGUCUCAAGUGGAGAAUCUGCUGACCAAAACUUACCAAAAGUGGAAAAACCGAACAAUGGGGAACUCUGAUAAAGAUGGACCUUCUGUUGAUGAGAUCCCUUGGGAUUGUAUCUUGGCAGUCUGCAUUGAUCAUAAACUGAGAGACUGGAAACCGCCCAAACUGCCUAUUGCUCCAGAAGCAGUAAGUAAAGAUGGUCAGAUUCAUGUGUACUUCUUCAAGGAGCAUUUAAAGAACUACACUCUUCCUUUCUCGUGGGAUCAAGCCAGACUGCGCACGCAGGAGGAGAUCCGACAAGGCCACGAGAGGUCAAGGAUAAAAUCCCCGAAGACUUUUAAGAAACCCUACAGCAUGUCCACGAUGCCAGGUCAGUGUGGCUCUGGCAUGAGCAAGCCAGGUCAAGAGGUGAGCAUUCCCAGCUCAGAUGAAUUCAGAGACGUUUCCUUGGCCCAGGAGCAUCUGUUGGCACAGCUGCAACUGGAAAAAAUAGAAAACAAGAGGUUUGAAGAACAGUUGCACCGAUACCUGACUGAGGACACUGAGCCCCUUGGGGAUCUCUUAGGUCUUCCUCUCUACCUCCCCCAGUCUCUGCUCUCCACCUCAGCCGUCACCUGCCCGUUGGUGAAGAGCCCCAUGCCACCUGCUCAAGAGGCUGGGAGUCAAGAGGGACACAAGGUUGUGGAGACGGAGCAAAGCCCUGCGCUGUCGGACAGACUGAAACACUUGCAGCAGCUCCUCAGGGCAACCAGGGAGGCUGAAGCUGCCUUUGAGCUCCACCUCUCUGCUCUGGUGGACAUGGUGGAUAUUUGAGCAGAGCUGAGAUGCAGACACUCAAGAAAGAAAUCCAGGUCUGGGUGACUGAACAGAUAUGCUAGUGGGGCAUGUUCCAGAGCAAUCAACUGUUCUCCUGGAAUAAGAACAUGGAACAGCCAUGGAGCCUGGGCCCUUCUCACAUGGCUGCCUUCCACAGGGUCAGUGUGUCACGGCUGGUCUGCGACUCCCUCAUGUUCUGCUCCAUGGGCAUGGAGAGGAGUCAAAAGCUUUUCUUGGAAGGCCUUACAUGACAGUGGUGGCUUUUCUUUCUCCCAGCUCUCAUCGUGGGUAAACACAACUUCAGCAGGGGGAAACUGUGAAGUAGCACAGGGUCCCUGGGAACACUGGAGCGAUUGCUCUCUGUAGACACAGUCCCUGAAAUGUUGUCUCAGCUCUGUGCUUCCUUCAUGCAGGAACUGCCUUGCAGCACCACUGUGGUUUGAAGUUCCUAUUCUUUUCCCAGGAAUGUCAAUACUGGCAUUCUCAAGGUGGGCCAGGUUUAUGUUGCUCAGUGCAAAUCCAGAAGGAUUUUUGUGCUGCUAGGUCCAAGUUUUACUCAAUAUUUACAUCUUUAAAACCAGGUGAGUUGCUUAUUCCACAGAUUCCAUGUCAUGCUGGAGAGCAGGAUCCUUUCUUCAGUAAACACCUCUAUGGAGAAACAAUUUUCCUUUUUCUUUUAUUGGAAGAGCAGUUUGCCUGCAUUCUCCAGCACUGAAAAACCUUUGGAAGUUGAAGACCUUUUGGUUUAAUUCCCAGUAAAUAGUAUGAAGAUGUAUUUCAUGUCUGCAGUACUUCUGUACAGCUCGUGUUUUUCUUUUUUUUUCCUU